GGUUUUUUGACAGUGUGUUCUCUAACCUAAAAAACUGCGUAUCUUGCGGCGGAUUUUCUGUGUGGUUUUUCGAGGAAAAUUAGUUAAAACAUGGGCAAAAGAGGAAAAUUGAAGAAGAACAACACCAAUCCUUUCGCGCAGAAGAAGAGAGAUCGUCGGAAUAAUGGGGGCGAGAGUGGACAGCGACCCGAUCGGCGGUCUGAGCCUUACGAGGAGAUCAAGAGAGAGAAUGAGUCCUUCUUCAAGUACUACAAGCAACAGGGAAUCGUGCCGGAGAGCGAGUGGGAGACUUUCGUGCAGACACUGCAGUCGAAUCUGCCCACGGCUUUUCGCGUGACCGGCUGUCGCGGGGAAUCGGAGACGCUGCUGGACAUCAUCAAGAGCGAGUACUUCACGGAACUGUUCAAGCAGGCGCAGGAGGGUGAGAUGGCUGUGCAGAAGCCUUUCCCACUGCCUUGGUACCCGGGCGAGCUGGCGUGGCAGCUGCAGCUUUCGCGCAAGGACAUCAGACGCUCUGAAGUAUUCUACAAGCUGCACAACUUCCUGAUUGCCGAGACGGCUGCCGGUAGCAUCAGUCGUCAGGAGACGGUGUCUAUGAUUCCGCCCAUUGUGCUGGACGUGAAGCCCCAUCACAGAGUGCUGGACAUGUGCGCGGCACCGGGCUCGAAGACGGCGCAACUGAUUGAAGCGCUGCACGCGGAGAUGGAGGAGACGAAGACGCUGCCCACGGGACUGGUGAUUGCCAAUGACAUCGACAACAGUCGCUGCUACAUGCUGGUGCACCAGGCGAAGCGCCUCAACUCACCGUGCUUCCUUGUCACGAACGAGGACAGCGAGCGCUUCCCGGACUUGCAGUGCACGAACCGGGAGACGGGAAAGAUGGAAAACAUGCAAUUCGACAGGAUUCUCUGCGACGUGCCGUGCAGUGGCGACGCCACGCUGCGCAAGAAUCCGGACAUCUGGACAAAGUGGAAUCCCGCGCACGGCACAAAUCUCAAUGGGGUGCAGUUCAGGAUAGCCAAGAGAGGCGCUGAGUUGCUGACGAUUGGCGGGCGUCUGGUGUACUCCACGUGCUCCUUCAAUCCCGUGGAGAACGAGGCGGUGAUUGUGCGUCUGCUGAAGGAGUCCGAGGGCGCUCUGGAGCUGAUUGACGCCUCAAAUCUCGUGCCAGGACUGAAGUUCACGCCUGGAAUGCGAAAGUGGGAAUUGGCGGCGAAGGACAUGAGUUUCUAUGCAGAUUUCCAGGCAGUUCCCGAGCAGUAUCACACAAUCCUGCGGCCGCAGAUGUUCCCGCCUGAGGAUGUUGAGAAGUACAAUCUGGAGCGCUGCAUGCGCAUCUUGCCGCAUCAGCAGGACACGGGAGGAUUCUUCGUGGCGGUGCUGGUAAAGACUAGAGCCAUGCCGUGGGCGGUGGAGGAGGAAAAGAGAGGCUCUCCGGCGGUGCCGCAGCGCAAAAAGCGCCGUCUCGGCGGAUACAAAGAGGAGCCCUUUGUCUUCUUCCACGGCGACGAGGACAUCUUCGCCUCCAUCAAGUCCUUCUAUACACUGCGCGAGGAUUUCCAGCCCACAUGUCUGCUAACGCGCUGCCACACGGGCAAGAAGAAGAACAUCUACUUCAGCUCUGAGUCCAUUAGAGACAUUGUGCAGCUCAGCGGCGAUCGCGUGAAGAUCAUCAACACGGGCGUGAAGGUGUUCGUGCGCUGCGACAACAAGAACAUGUCGUGCGCCUUCAGGCUUGCUCAGGAAGGCUUGCCCAGCGUGAAUGAGUUUGUGGGCAGCGACAGGAGAGUGCUGCUGGAGAGGAGUGAUCUCGUGAUGCUGCUGCAGAACACGGACCCGACGAAACCGCCCAAGUUGGAGGAUUUGACGGCGGCGAGCCAGGAGAGGAUUGCCGCCGUGACGCCGGGCAGCUGUGUGCUGGAGUAUCGCGAGCAGAAGCUGCAGAUCACGCUCGUGGGCUGGCGAGGAACCACGAGCCUGCGCGCGUACGUCGACCAGAGCGAAACUGUGCACAUGUUGCGACUUCUGCGUGCGGAUUUGUCGCAGUACGAGGUGAACAAGUUCCGGAAGCCCGCUGAGGAGGAGCAGAAGGACGAUGAGAAGGACCAGAACGGCGCCAAAAUGGGGUCCGAAGGCGACACAGACUUGCGCUGUUCAGCAGAAUUAGACACGACUGAGGUGACAGUGAAGAUCCCAUGAAAAAAAGGAUGGAAAUUGGCGGAAACGCUUUGCAACCGACAAAGUGUCGAUGCAAUGCUUUUCCUUGUAAUUUUCCGUUCAUAGGAAAUUCUCAGAGCAAAUUCAAAAUACCGCGGUUUUCGACGCCAAAGCCUCUGGCGGAAUUUUGAGAAAAUUGAUGGAAUUAAGGAUGGAAUUAUCUAGCGAAAAAUCCACAAAAUGUCUAUGAAUGUUUGGAUUAAUCUUUGUUUUUUUUUUGUAGAAAUCCAAUUUAUCGAAUAAGAAAUUUGAUAUUUCAUACUUUAAUAAAUUGUUUUAUUAA
This is a messenger RNA of Phlebotomus argentipes, 2500 nucleotides long. RefSeq names its product tRNA (cytosine(34)-C(5))-methyltransferase (gene Nsun2). Gene Ontology annotation, cellular component: cytoplasm; nucleus. The transcript is spliced from 2 exons. The record is from RefSeq and is a predicted model, not a curated record. Gene Ontology annotation, biological process: tRNA methylation. Lineage: Eukaryota; Metazoa; Arthropoda; Insecta; Diptera; Psychodidae. Gene Ontology annotation, molecular function: tRNA binding; tRNA (cytidine-N5)-methyltransferase activity. The coding region runs from base 91 to 2199 and encodes 702 amino acids.